CGUAACCUAUUUCUACCUCAUUAAUACAUUCAUACAUCAAUGCCGUCUUCGCUGUCUUUUUACCACAAAAUUCCCACCAUCAUCCAGCAUCAUCAUCCAGCACAUCCAUAGGUACGACUGAUCGAUACAUAUCCACCAAAUACAUUCUCUAGUAUUCUACUGUUUCUAAGGUGAUUGGUGUUAGUUUCUUUGCUACAUGGUCAUCACACGGUUACGGCGCAACAAACAAAUUUCAGACGCACGCAAUUCUCUUGUCUUCCCCUUUCAUGGCAAGAGUACCUGACAAGAUCAUUCACUUCGUUGAACAAAUCAUUUAUCGAUUUGUGCAGUCUAUUAAUCCACCAUUGUUUUCACCAUUGUUCUCCCAUCUUCGACUUACUAUAAAUUCUAGCCCUAUGCAAUCCAGGGCCAUUCUAUAACUACUAGACAGCCGUUUAGAUCAACGGCUGUGAGAAAAGCAUCAUGCCUCCACCAAAGGCGCGGCUAAAGUUCCAAGCCGACUUGAAGUUAGCAGCCGAGAAAAACAGUGACCAUAUAUCAACCAUCAAAAAGGGGGAUGUCGAAGACGAAUUCACGUUCGUGUUUAGCCAUCCUAACCUGCCUAGACCCUCUCACAUUGAGAUCCAUGUCCAACCACAAGAUGUGCAAGGUUAUCCAGACCAGAACACUUUCCUUGUCUACACCAAUGAUGAUAUACUUCCAGCAGUUGCCCAUGUUCUAGAAGAAUCCAUAUCCGAGGCAGCAGGCAUGAAAGUCCAGGACAUGCUUAGCAAUAUCUCUCGAAGACUUCGGGCUGUCCUAGAGAGUAACGGCUCCGAGGAAGAAGAUAGUGAUAUCGACAUGAUGGAUGAUACAAUAUUAUCAGGCAGCAGUGAGGGAGAUAUACCCUUUGAAUAUGGUGACGAUCUCGACGAUGAUCUCGACGACGAGCUGUUUGGUCAUGGAACAAGGAACAGGGACAGGACAAAUCUUCAAUUUGAACCUGACACACCACUUGCACCGUUGCUUCUGCAGCGAAUCUGCCGAGAUCUUCGGUCUGUGCUCAAGGCAGGAUUUCACGUGGGGAAGAUUCAUGGAUUUGAGGACGGCGUAUAUGAGAGCAUGGUAUCAAUUUCGAUUCGGGUGACCAAAUUGUGUCUUUCUAAAGAGAUACACGAAGCAUGGGGUCUUAGCUCUUCAGACUUCAUUGUCCUACUCAUCAAAUUUGACCGAUAUUACACUACUAUCGAAGACGUACUUCAGGGCCAAACUGGACAUGCCAGAGCCAAUUUUCGUCUAAGAAGGUGUUCUAAAAAGAAACCUUCAUAUCAACAAGCCCUAGCUGCUUUCAGAACCGAGACAGCUGCGACAGCUGCGAAUCAUGCUAACGUAUCACAAGACCCAGAGCUAUAUACGUUUUGGGGCAGCAAGUCGAUCGACAAGCUCAUGAACGAAGACUUCAUGCCAAUGUUGAAGCUGAGGAAAGAACGUGGAGUUUCCUGGGAUAUGGCGAAGGAAAUAAGACGCGCGUAUGAAAUGAAGUCGUUCUUAGGGUUUCAGCCAUCAUCCGAAGGCGUGGAGGUCGCGGAAUACGAAGAAGAAUCCACUGAUAAGGCUCAGUUGCCUCCUAUUCUCGCCAAUGAUCACAUGCUAAGUGACGGCGAGGUCUCUUUACCACUCGUUGCCAUACAGUUUGCCUUGCGCUACCUAGUUAGAUGCACAGACUACUGUACAGUCUGCCAUCGCAGAAUGAAAGGGAACUUUGAGGCUCUGAGACCGUACGUCUGCAGCGAUCCCCUCUGUCUUCACCAGUACAUGAACAUAGGCUUAGGCCCGGACGUAGAUCAUGAGAUCCUAAGCCAACCUAACGUUGUCGACCUCCUGGUUAGCUUCUGCUAUGCUAGUCUGUUUGCCUCGUUGGCAGGGAAUUCCGUCAUGCGGGAGUUUCCCACGGGGUUAAACUUACAAGUGCCGAAGAUACUAGGACACUACACAUCUGCAUAUUCCAUUCAAGAUCCUCUCGCGCAUGAACUCGCGCGUGAAAGACAAAUGUCGGGAAAUGCAACGCCCCGCAUCGUACCUGUAUAUGGGGGAAAACUUAUAGACCCUUUGGACGUGACGUUUAAUUUGGCCGACUCUACAGCUACAAUAACUAGUGGGUUAGACGGCGUUAUUAUAAAAGAAGGUCAAUGGGUGAUUAUCUCGACCGAGAUCCCAAGCAGUUUCGAGAUGGGGCCGGAUCCAAUGACUGUGCUACACCAUGUCCGUAUCAUAUCCAAGUAUGGGGCUUUGCUACAGCUCAAGGUUAUGGUACAACAUGUAUUACCUCAUCAGAACAGCGAUACAUCGUUAGGAUUUGGCCUAAUUGAUGGUCAAACCAUCCGUUCCAGCGUAGGGGAUAUCAUACCAGGUCAUCUUGUAUUCUGCGAUGCAGAUUUAGACGAUAUCCAAAGCGUGUACGACAAGGCUUUCUCCAUGUUAAUUAUACUUGCUACCUUCCCUUCGGUCGCAGACAUGAAGCAGCAUUUAAUUGACAACCAACAGCUGUUCAACUGGAACAGAAUGCCACGGGCAGCCGUGGAUCUACUAAGAUGGAUUAUGGCUUCAAAUAGGUCAUAUAUCGUACAGGUGGACGAUGAAAGUCCUACGGAUGCUGAUGCUGUUCCAUCCCCCGAGAAGAUUUAUGGCGUUGAUGGUUGGAUCCAAUUCAGAUUCGCCCAAGGGUCUUUAGAGAAGGAAAACCGCUUCAACGAGGUUCUGAAGAGUAUUGAUAAACCGCAGAAGACCCUUGUUGCUUGGCACGGGAGCGCCCUUGGGAACUGGCAUAGUAUUAUUCGCCAGGGUCUGAACUAUAACAUCACCCUACAUGGUCGAAGUUAUGGGGACGGUAUCUAUUUUGCCAGGCAGUUUCAAACUAGCCUUAGCUAUACGGCUACGAAUGAUAAAUCCUCAAUUAUAUGGCCUAACUCCUCCCUGGGGAUUCGGGCCGUCAUCAGCUUAAACGAGCUUGUCAAUCUGCCUGAGCAGUUUAAAAGCAAAAAUCCUUUCUUCGUGGUACAACACUGUCAUUGGACUCAGUGUAGGUAUCUUUUCGUUCAGCCCACACCAGCGGCGGAUCGGAACGGGCCUGGGAAUACGGCUGGGAUCCUUGCUAGACAAGACAGGCUUUCGGCCUUCCCUCAAUCUUCACAUACCAGCGAGAAGGCGCCUACUGGGGUGCCAAAGUUCGUACAAGAUCCAGCAUGGCGCAUUUCGGGUCCUCGCAAUCAAUCUGUGUUUAUUCCGAGAUGUGCUAUUCCUUCGGCGCAAUAUGGAUGCAAUACUUCGACGGCAUCAUUGGUAGAUGGUAUAGGGGGGCCAGAGAAUCUUGAGAUGGUCAGCAGCGACGAAGACGAAGAGGAUAUCUUGUUCCUCUCCCCAAAGGAGGGAGUCUCUCAUAAUGACCAGAUAUAUAAAACUGAUUUUCGCCCUGGGAUGCUUGAUUUCUCUACUCUUCCACAACUAGCGCCUCCAUCAUACGCAACCAAGGCUGCUCAAAGGGCUCUCGGGCAGGAGAUUAUGAAGCUAGAGAAGGUACAAUCCACAACACCUCUUCAUGAAUUAGGCUGGUAUAUCGAUUUUGAAAAGAUCAACAAUAUGUUCCAAUGGAUCGUGGAGCUGCACUCCUUCGACCCCGACCUCCCGUUAGCGCAGGACAUGAAGGUGGCUGGCCUAACUAGCAUCGUCCUUGAGAUCCGCUUUCUCCGCGAAUUCCCCAUGUCCCCGCCAUUUGUUCGCGUGGUUCGCCCCCGUUUUCUUCCGUUCGCUAGCGGUGGAGGUGGCCAUGUCACGGCAGGUGGAGCUAUGUGUAUGGAGCUUCUAACAAACACGGGCUGGUCACCGGCAAACAGUUUGGAAAGCGUUCUCUUACAAGUACGCUUAGCUAUCUGUAAUACGGACCCCAACCCAGCACGCCUGGACAAUAUAAAUCGGCGCCGGAUGGACUACGGUAUCUCCGAAGCGUUGGAGGCCUACAUUCGGGCCGCAGUUGCACACGGAUGGGAUGUGCCUAAAGACCUGCGAGAAGCAUCUGCUUCUGGAUUUGCUUAAUGGAUAGAUCUUAGUCCAAGUAUAAGAGACUAAACCGAAUACUUCAAGGCAACUUCAAGGCAACUUCAAGGCACUAUGUCAACAGGAGUCAAGAUUGACUCGUAGGGCGUGCCGUAAGUCAGAUACCUCAUGUUUCUCUUUAAGCCUUGAUCCACCAACCUAUCUUAGGCACUGGUCCUACUUCAGGGUAAUUUGCUUCAUACACCGCAUACCAGAUGUGAGAACUUGGCCGACUUUUGAUCAACGACGUGAACAACCAAUUCUAUAGGGCUUAUAGCUUAGCAUCUGGCCACGUGGUAGUCAGACUGCCUACUGACUAGUACUUGGCCGCACAGGAAACCGAAUUCACGAUAGCACUUCGUUGUAUUUAAGGGGUAGUUGCCUAGUUAGUCCAUAGAGACCAUAAUAAAUACUAAUAGUUUUGCGAAAUCAACCUUAUGGCAUGAGGG
This is a messenger RNA of Daldinia loculata, 4517 nucleotides long. RefSeq lists its product as uncharacterized. The record is from RefSeq and is a predicted model, not a curated record. Gene Ontology annotation, molecular function: NAD+ poly-ADP-ribosyltransferase activity. The transcript has 4 exons. NCBI's taxonomy places the organism in Eukaryota, Fungi, Ascomycota, Sordariomycetes, Xylariales, Hypoxylaceae. Bases 463 to 4068 code for a protein of 1201 amino acids.